Alternaria burnsii is the source of this 1152-nucleotide messenger RNA. RefSeq lists its product as uncharacterized. The record is from RefSeq and is a predicted model, not a curated record. NCBI's taxonomy places the organism in Eukaryota, Fungi, Ascomycota, Dothideomycetes, Pleosporales, Pleosporaceae. The coding region runs from base 1 to 1152 and encodes 383 amino acids. The transcript has 3 exons.
AUGAAUUUCGACCCGUGUUCAGACUCAAUUGCUGACAACGCUACGGCAUCGCAACCCCCACCUGCGUCCUCAAUCGCCAUUCCAGAUACUCGGGCACGAAAGAAGAAGGCCCGGACCCUUCGCGAAAGUGAUUGGGAGCCAUACAAAGACAGGAUUAUACAGCUACACCUCACAGAGAAGCGACCCCUUACAGAAGUCAAGACCACAGUGGAACAAGAGUUCGGCUUCACUGCUGAGAUUCGCCAAUACAGAUCUCGUCUGACCCAAUGGAAGCUCGACAAGAACAUCAAACCAGAAGAAAUGAAGGCCAUCGUAAGACAUCGCCAACAGAGAAACCUUAUCGACACAGACAAGGGUAGUCUCAAAUUCCGUGUAAGAGGUCGAGAAGUCGAACCCCAGAAGAUUGAGAGAUGGAUGAGAAAACACGAACUUCGUGAAAGCAUGAUAUAUGCUCCAAGCCCUACUAAAUCAACCCCUUCCGCUGUCAGCUACUCGACAAUUUCUGAGGUUGAGUCACCAGGCAUAGAUCCAAUGUCUUCUCUUGCGAAUGCUCAUGACGUUAACAUGGAUAACAAUAGCUCUCCCACGACGCCUCGCCAGAGCACCGAAGGUCCUCCCACUACACCUCGACUAGCUAUCGUAUAUCCACCUUCUGGACCUCUUGUGAGCCAGACCAAUUAUGCAUACGUCCACGCAAGAUUACGAUAUGAGUAUGCUACACUCAAGUACAAGUACGGAUCGUGUGAUCUAGAACUUCUAGGAUUUCUAUCAAACACGCAUUGGGUUCUACAAGCAUCGUGCAAACCACUGACGAGCAUUCCUUAUCAGCAACGUGCAAUGGUGGUAGGUGGGACUAUCGCGCAAAUCCUGAUCGAGAGUUGGAUCAAGAAUCCUUUGUUGUUGGGUCCGCAACCAACCAUCAAUUUACAUUUCUACUUCUGCCAUCUCCUGUCCACAGAUACGGUCAGCGUCAGACUUCAUACCGUAGGCAACACGGGACUCUCACCACAUUCUUUGGAUAUAAGAUUCGACUUGGUGGUAAACGACUUGCGAUUACUUCCGCCGUGCAAAUUCGCUUGCACGCCUGAUCCACCCCGUCCCGUUCACCUUCCAUCGUCUACGAUGGGAAUAUCUCUGUACAAGGUUCCAUAG